AUCACAUUUCCACAAUCGCAGGCACAAAUCGAAGACACACGGUCUGAACAGAGCUGGCAUCAUCCCCAUCAUCUCCAUUUUCACAGCGACAGCCCACAGACACGAUGGCCGACCAGAACAAGCUUGAGCAAGUGUUCGAGGAGCACUACAACGUGUUUGAGCGCAAGCUGCGCCAGCAGCAGCGCGCGGAGUUCCUCUGCUGUGCCACAUGCUCCGAGAACCCCAACAUGAGCGCCAAGGAUUACAACGAGUGCCUGCAGAAGUGCAAGGCCCCGCUCACCGCGUUCUCCGAGGUCAUGCAGAAGGAGAUCGGCAACUUCCAGGAGCGGUACAUGCGCUGCGCGCGCGACUGCGAGGACCGCAUCCGUGAUCGCAUCACCCCGGAUAUGCAGUCGCUGCCGCCGCAUCUGGAGGAGGAGCUCAAGGCGUGUGCCAGCAAGUGCUCGUCAUCGCACGCCGCACUUGUGCCGGGCCUCUUCAAGAAGCUUGACGAGUACGCCAAGCACUUUGCAUCGAAACAGUAACCGUAGGCUCACAACUUCCCAACUCGACAGUGUGUGUGUGUGUAGGUGUGUGUGUGUGUCAGUUGGUAGCGUGGAUUGUGUCUGCAUCUAGCGCGCAUGUGUCAAACUAGUGUGUGCGUAUAACUUGCGUGUAUUUGGUGCGCCACACCGACCAUGUUGCUGGUGUUCAUCCGUGCGGACACGAGACUCGUCACAUCCACCCCCUUGAUCAGAGAUUGUGGUCGUGCGGUGUAUAUGCGUAUGCUAGCCAGAUAUGUGUGUGUGUGUGUGUUUCAUGCUAUGGCACCGUGCUUGUGUGCGUGUCGAUAUAGUGGCAGCUGUUGUGCGUCGUGCAAUCACAGCACGUACGCACGUGUGCACAGGCCAUAAACAACCUCCAUAGCCUUGCCUCAUUCACGGCAGGAGUGUGCCCAG
Molecule: messenger RNA, 938 nt
Organism: Salpingoeca rosetta
Lineage: Eukaryota; Choanoflagellata; Craspedida; Salpingoecidae
Exons: 3
Coding region: 105-524 (139 amino acids)
Cellular component (GO): cytoplasm
Source: RefSeq, a predicted model, not a curated record